CAUCUACUUGUGUAAGAGCUCAGUCAUGCAGCCGCCGCCCCAGGCGGUCCCAUCUGGUGUGGCUGGACCACCUCCGGCUGGGAAUCCUCGGACCGUGUUCUGGGCUAGCAGCCCCUACAGGAGACGGGCCAACAACAGUGCACAGGCAGCUCCAGUAACCUGCCCUCUGCAGCCAGUAACGGACCCGUUUGCUUUUAGUAGACAGGUCCGCCAAAGUACACCAUUGGGCAGUUCGCCCAAAAGCAAUCCGCCCAUCUUGCAAGGCCCAGCCUCUCCUGGAUUUUCUCAGCACCCUGAUUUGUCUGUGCCUCACACAGAUGCCAGAGAUAGCUCCCAAGGACCCUGCGAGCCUCUGCCAGGUCUUCUGAUGCAGCCCAGAGCAGAUGCUGGUCUGUUUUCUGGUACACUGACCCCGUCAGCGCUGCCUGGGCCUGAGGUGAACAGGAGUGCAGAGGUUGGUCCCAGCUCAGAGCCCGAAGUUCAGACUGUGCCGUAUCUGCCUCAUUACAUUCCAGGAGUGAGUCCCGACACGCCUCAUGGGAGCCAUCCACGUGGGCACUUGCCUGGGCCUGACCGACCCCUGAGUAGGCAAAACCUGCACGAUGGUGUGAUGCUCCCAGCAGCAUCCCCGCUCUUUCCCCAGCCGCGUCAGCAGAUGCCGGGUCAGUGGGGGCUGGUGCAGGGAAGCCCCCAGCCCUCAGGACAGCAUCAUGGACCAUGCCUGGAAGGACCUGUUCAAAGCACGGUGCCUACCACCAGCAUUCCCCAUUUCCCCGCUCUGUCCAGCCCACAUCAAGGUCCUGGCCAUGAGCAACACAACCCACUAGUGUCUCUCCCUGCACCCUUGGCCAGUGACAGAGGAAAUGAGGUGGCCUACCUGCAAGGUGGAGGCCACUUGGUGAAUAACUUGGAUCCUGAAAAUGCAUUCAGGCACAAUCCCCAAGUUGGAAAUACCUGGGCAAGCCAGGAGUUAAGGCAGACUCCAGAGGCGAACAGAGAGCACUGGCCAGUCCCUACUCUCAUGAACCCGUCCGCUCAGGGAGAUAGCCCAGAAAACCACACACCCCGUCCCCCGGGGGCUGGGGCCAGUCAUACCUUGCCGGAUGCAGACUCGGGGUCUCUCUCUAUGUUCUUCCAAGGCGGAGAGACAGAAAAUGAGGAGAAUCUCUCUUCUGAAAAAGCAGGCUCUGCUGGGAAAUCAGACUUUGAUGGUUUCUCCUCCAGUCCUGGACUGGGUCGUCUACCCCCACCCACACUCGUAGGGGCAGGCAGUGUCUACCAGACCUUUGUCACAGGCUCCAACAGUGAGACCACACUUGACGCGUGGGGCGACGUGGCCGGUGCGGUGACUCAGGACACCAGUAGCUCACAGUAUGAGAACAUUGAGAACCUAGAAUUUGUUCAGAAUCAGGAAGUCUUGCCAAGUGAGCCCCCGCAUUUGGACCCUUCCUCUUCGAGUGACCAUUUCAGAUAUGGAACCCUCCCUGGGCCAGGUAUUCCCAGACACGGUGCAUUGGGCCACACUGGAGCCCCUGAAGUGGCGCCGCACCCAGUGCGAUCUGACAGCAUGUCAUCCAGCCAUAGCAGCAGAAGCCACGGGAGGCUUCCAGGCUCAACCAGGCCCCAGGAGCUGGUUGGCACAUUUAUUCAGCAAGAAGUGGGCAAACCUGAGGAGGAAACUCCAGGAAGUUUUUUUAAGCAGAUCGAUUCUUCUCCCAUAGCGGGAGAGACAGAUGAGACCACUGUGAGCCAGAAUUACCAUGGCAAUGUAUCCCAGCCCUCAACCCCAAGCCCCCCGAAGCCCACAGGCAUAUUCCAGACAAGCGCAAACAGUUCUUUUGAACCGGUAAAAUCCCAGUUGGUGGGGGUGAGGCCAGUUGAGGCGGAUCGCGCUAACUUGGUAGGAGAAGUGAGGGAGACCUGUGCCCGGCAGAAAAAGCACACACCAACCUCUACCAUGCCUGACGCAUCCCCGGGCAACCUGGAACAGCCGCCAGACAACAUGGAGACCCUCUUUGCACCUCAGGUCUGUCCUUUGCCGCUUACCACUGCUGCCGAAGCUGGGUACAUGCUUCCGCAUGCUGGGGGGCCGCCUUUGGAUACUGUGUAUCCGACACCAGAGAAGAGGCCCUCUGCCAGGGCUCAAGGGGCUGUGAAGUGUGAGAGCCCGGCCACCACCCUGUGGGCACAGAACGAGUUGCCAGAUUUUGGAGGCAACGUCCUUCUGGCCCCUGCAGCUCCGGCACUUUAUGUGCCUGCAAAACCUCAGCCGGCAGAAGUUGUUCAGCCUUCAGAAGAGGCGGCGUCUGCACAGGCAUCAUGGAAGCCAGGCUCAGCCCCACCCCUGCAGGGCCGGGCUGGCGUUGGUGCUUCUGAGAACCUUGAGAACCCUCCCAAAAUGGGAGAAGAGGAGGCCCUUCAGUCGCAGGCAAGUUCUGGUUAUGCGAGUUUAUUGUCCUCACCGCCCACUGAGUCUUUGCAAAAUCAGCCGGUCUUGAUUGCCCAGCCUGAUCAAAGCUAUAAUUUGGCUCAGCCAAUUAAUUUCUCUGUGUCCUUAUCGAAUCCUAAUGAGAAGAAUCAGUCCUGGAGAGACACUUUGGUGGGGGACAAAUCUCCAGUAAGCGGUCGGGCUCUUGGUGGUGAUUCUGGGGAAAACGUUCCUUUGCCUGGAAUUCCUACCAAUUCCAUCACUAGCUUGUCGCUGCCUAGCAGCCUUGUCCAAAGUAAUUUUCCACAAGGUUCUGGUACUUCUGAAAUGGUUUCUAACCAGCCUGCCAAUCUGCUGGUUCAGCCACCAUCCCAUCUAAUUCCAAAGAACUUGGUUCCAGAAAGUCAGAAGAACUGCAAUGCAGAAAACGCGCUUCCUGAGUUUGUGAAUAGUCCUGCUGGAAGCAUGGGUGUGGUGCUGGUUCCACCUGCAAACAGUACCUUGGUGCCUAGUAGUAACAAGGCGCAUCACCCUGCUACCUGGGAAGAAACUUAUGGAGCCCUAGAUUUUACCUUAAACAGGACCUUGGAGAACACCGUAAGGAUGUAUAGCCCACCACAUUCUGAUGGCCCAGCUCAGCACACUGCUGCCAAUCCUCCCAGACAGUCCGGGUCUGGGAUGCAUAACCCGGACUGUUUCUAUCAGCAGGUCACAAAGGAUGUGCAGGAGCCACGUGGCCUAGAACGAACGCAGCAAGAGCUGAGGCCUCCUCAGCAGCAGGCUUCUCCCUCACAAGUGCCCAAAGCAGUGCCAUCAGAACCUUCAAAUCCAGAAAGCCCGCCAGCACAAGGACAGCCCCCAGACGCAGCCCAGCCCCCAGCGAGUCUGGCUCCCACUGACACGGGCCAGCAGCUGCCUCGGCCUCCACAGUCCUCCAGCUCCUUGGUGUCCACCAGCUCCAACCCGGCAGCUGUGUCGUCCGAGCUGCAGUGGCCCCAGCCAGCACCUCCACACACGUUGGGCCUGCCGCCCCAGGACCUGGCGUCCUACUACUACUACAGACCUCCGUACAAUGCCUACCAGUCACAAUACUCCUCGCUCUACCCGGUGGAUCCCGGGGCGGCUUCCCUUUAUUACCAGGAUGUCUACAACCUCUAUGAGCCCCGAUACAGGCCCUAUGAUGGCACCGCAUCUGCAUAUGCUGAGAACUACCGCUACCCUGAACCUGAGCGGCCCAGCUCCCGUGCGAGUCACUGCUCCGACCGGCCACCUCCCAGGCAGGGGUAUCCUGAAGGAUACUAUAAUUCCAAAAGUGGAUGGAGCAGCCAGAGUGAUUACUAUGCAAAUUACUACUCCAGCCAGUAUGACUACGGAGAUCCGGGUCGCUGGGAGCGUUACCACUACAGCACUCGAAUCAAGGACCCCCGUACCAGUGACCGGAGGUACUGGUAUGACACGGAAUAUGAUUCAUAUGGGAGAGAGAGCUAUGCCUAUGGUGACAGGCCUGAGAAAUGCGACGACCACUGGAGGUAUGACCCUCGCUUCACUGGGAGUUUUGAUGAUGACCCUGAUCCCCCCAGAGACCCUUAUGGGGAGGAGGCUGACAGACGCAGCGUGCACAGCGAGCAAUCAGCGCGGAGCCUGCGCAGCACCCACAGCCUCCCCAGCCGCCGCAGCAGCCUCAGCUCCCACUCGCACCAGAGUCAUAUUCACAGAAGUCACAAUGUGACCACCAGUUCCUACGAGGCCCCGCCUCCUCCAGGCUCCUUUCACGGUGAUUAUGCCUAUGGCACCUACGGUGGCGCAUUCAGCAGUGUCCAGGGCUUCCCGGAGUAUGGCUAUCCUGCAGAUGCUGCCUGGCCUGCGCUGGAGCAAGUUCCAUCAAGACCAACUUCUCCUGAAAAGUUUUCAGUGCCUCAUCUCUGUGCCAGGUUUGGGCCUGGUGGUCAGCUAAUUAAGGUGGUUCCAAACCUGCCUUCCGAAGGACAGCCUGCGCUAGUGGAGAUCCAUAGCAUGGAGACCUUGCUGCAGCACACAUCUGAUCAGGAGGAGAUGCGGGCCUUCCCAGGACCCCUCGGCAAAGACGACACCCAUAAAGUGGAUGUUAUUAAUUUUGCACAGAACAAAGCUACAAAGUGUUUGCAGAAUGAAAAUUUAAUUGACAAGGAGUCUGCAAGUCUUCUUUGGAAUUUUAUUGUUCUUUUAUGCAGACAGAAUGGGACUGUGGUGGGAACAGACAUUGCAGAGCUUCUGCUUCGAGAUCACAGGACAGUGUGGCUUCCUGGGAAGUCACCCAACGAGGCAAACCUGAUUGACUUCACUAAUGAGGCUGUGGAGCAGGUGGAGGAGGAGGAGUCCGGCGAGGCCCAACUCUCAUUCCUUACUGACAAUCAGCCAGUCAGUGCCAACUUGCUCGAGAAGGAGACUGAGCGGUUUCGGGAGCUGCUGCUGUAUGGCCGGAAGAAGGAUGCCUUGGAGUCUGCAAUGAAGAAUGGCUUGUGGGGACACGCUCUGCUGCUUGCCAGUAAGAUGGACAGCCGGACACAUGCCCGUGUCAUGACUAGGUUUGCCAACAGUCUUCCAAUCAAUGAUCCCCUGCAGACAGUCUACCAGCUUAUGUCCGGGCGGAUGCCUGCCGCAUCCACAUGUUGUGGAGAUGAGAAGUGGGGAGAUUGGAGGCCACACCUCGCCAUGGUCCUCUCCAACUUGAGCAACAAUGUGGAUGUGGAGGCUAGGACAAUGGCCACAAUGGGCGACACUCUGGCUUCAAAAGGUCUCUUAGAUGCAGCACACUUCUGCUACCUUAUGGCCCAGGUUGGAUUUGGAGUUUACACAAAGAAAACUACAAAGCUUGUCUUAAUUGGAUCAAAUCACAGCUUGCCAUUUUUCAAGUUUGCAACCAACGAAGCCAUUCAGAGGACGGAAGCGUACGAGUAUGCCCAGUCGCUGGGCGCCCAGACCUGCUCCCUGCCCAGUUUCCAGGUGUUCAAGUUCAUCUAUUCCUGCCGCCUGGCUGAGAUGGGGCUUGCCACGCAGGCCUUCCACUACUGUGAGGUGAUUGCGAGGAGCAUCCUGGCGCAGCCCCAGAAGCACUCCCCGGUGCUUGUCAGUCAGCUGGUCCAGAUGGCUUCCCAGUUACGACUCUUCGACCCUCAACUAAAGGAGAAGCCAGAAGAGGAAUCCUUCAUCGAGCCUGCGUGGCUGGUUCACCUGAAGCAUGUGGAGAAGCAGAUCAAGGAGGGGACAUUGGUGUGGAGUCAGGAGAGAGCCUUCCCCCCACAAUGUCCCAGCACACCAAGCUCCGAGGUGGAGCCAUUGGACGGGCCAGGACUCAACCAGCCAGCAGCCCUGGGGACUGACAACCCACUGCUGGCAGUGCCCACACUGAGCAGUGAGCACCUGAGCCAGGGCAUGCGGCUGAUGCCCUCAGCCCCACAGCCGCUCCCCAACAGCCAGUUGGCCAGCCCCGCCAGGGUGCCCAUGUUCCCAGUGCCACCGCGCCCUGGGCCCCUUGAGCUGGGGCCCGGCUGUGGACCCACAGCAUCUGUGCUUGGCUUCCCGGAGCCCUCCGGGCCUGACCCUGCAGCCCUGUGCCCAGGGCCCAGCCUGCCACCUGGUGGACCACCUCUUCCGGAAAGGAGAUACCUGCCUCAGGAGGCCAGGGGCCCGGACCCAGGGGUGCUGCCACAGGAGGUGCCUGUUGGAAACACACUGUCAGAACUCAACGAAGACAAUUUUGGUGGAAAAUUUGCUAAUCUGGGCCCCUCGAGGACCGCACCAGAUUCGGAGACCCCCUCAGGAUGGGAUCAUGCUGACUCAGGUCCCACCCAGCCGCCUCUGUCUCUGACACCUCCUGAAACGAAGAGACCUGGACAGGCCAACAAAAAAGAGACCAAAGCGCCUAAGAAGAGUGAAUCCUGGUUCUCUCGUUGGCUGCCUGGGAAGAGGAGAACAGAAGCUUAUUUGCCAGAUGACAAGAACAAGUCGAUUGUUUGGGAUGAAAAGAAAAACCAGUGGGUGAAUUUAAAUGAGCCGGAAGAGGAGAAGAAGGCCCCGCCGCCACCCCCAACCUCAUUUCCCAAGUCCAUGCCAGCUGCCCCGCCUGGCCCCACGGGGCCACCUGGAGCCACCGUGAAUGUGUUCUCCCGAAGAGCAGCCGGAACCAGAGCUCGCUAUGUGGACGUUCUGAACCCAGGUGGGACCCCUCGGAGGGAGCCAGCUCUCGCCCCGGCCGACUUUUUUGCUCCACUCGCUCCACUUCCGAUUCCUGCCAACUUGUUUGUACCGACCCCAGAUGUCGAAGAAGCACAGCUUGCAGAUGGGGCUGGCAGGGAAGGGCACAUACCAGCUGGGGGCCAGGCAGACACAGAGCCCACCCCAGAUUCCCAGGUUUUAAACUCUGCAGUGUCAGCUCUUGGCUCUGAACUCCCACCUGCCAAGCUGGAUGGUUCCCAGGGUGGAGAGCUUUCGCGCUGUAGUUCAAUGAGUUCAUUAUCGCGUGAAGUGAACCAGCACUUGAAUCAGGCUCCUGGCGACCUCUCUGCAGCAGGGGGCCCUCCCGGAGGGACUGUGCCCUUCUACAACCCAGCCCAGCUGGCACAGCCCUCCGCCACCUCUGGGAGCUCAAGGCCAGGGAGGAUCGGCCAGAGGAAAUACCCAGCACUGAACUAG
Molecule: messenger RNA, 7099 nt
Organism: Carlito syrichta (Philippine tarsier)
Lineage: Eukaryota; Metazoa; Chordata; Mammalia; Primates; Tarsiidae
Gene: SEC16A
Product: SEC16 homolog A, endoplasmic reticulum export factor
Exons: 31
Coding region: 26-7099 (2357 amino acids)
Biological process (GO): Golgi organization; COPII vesicle coat assembly; autophagy
Cellular component (GO): endoplasmic reticulum exit site; ER to Golgi transport vesicle membrane
Source: RefSeq, a predicted model, not a curated record